Molecule: messenger RNA, 1165 nt
Organism: Poeciliopsis prolifica (blackstripe livebearer)
Lineage: Eukaryota; Metazoa; Chordata; Actinopteri; Cyprinodontiformes; Poeciliidae
Exons: 3
Coding region: 103-936 (277 amino acids)
Source: RefSeq, a predicted model, not a curated record
CCGGAAGUUUGUCUUUUUUCUUUGGGAAAUCGAAAUUGUACUGUCGUGAACGUGUUAGUGGUUUACUCGUCUGCUUCCGCGCUCAUCUAGAUAAAUCUAAUCAUGGAAGAGUGUGGUGAUUGGGAAAUUAACAUUCCUGUGGAGGCCGAGGUGAAAACUGUUCCCUUGAAGAGCUUACCAAAGUCAGUCAUCGGGAAAAUAGGCCUCCCUGUCUCUGAGGGCGACCCUGCCCGGAAGCAGAGUGACUCAACAGAUGUGACGUGGAUCUGUCCAGCGGUGGUCAGAAGAAAAGGACAGGAAUCUGUCUCAGGCUCAGGAAGACAUUUGGCUGACGAGGUGCUCUCGUUCGUUGGCUCGCAGGUUCCAGGAUGUCCUUUGAAAAUGUCUUUUAUUUCCUCCAACCGAGCAGCCAAGGACGUGCUCAAGAACAUCUCCCCUGGAAGACGUUCGUCCAAAGAAGAGCUUUUGAGUCGGGACUCAGCUCUGCUGGCCGAUGACGACGCUAUUGUCAUCUACAAAGGGCAGAUUUAUCUGUGCAUCAGGAGGACCAAGAAAAGAACUUCGAGGAGAAAGAAACGGCAGCCGAAGGAUGGCAGACCGAAGAUAAAAACCGAUGCAGGUAAAGUGAAAUGCUGUGAGAAGACUGAGCUGAAAACAAAAGCCGUUCCCUCGGUCAGGGAUGAGUCCUCGGCCCCCCGGCCUUCUGACAGCACAUGCAGAGCAGACGGGGACAGUCCAGGAAGAGACCAGGAAGAGGUCUGGACCAAUCACAUGAAUGGGAGUCAGGUGAACAGUCAGGAGGAUGAGCACAGUGGCAGACAGUGGUGGACAUCGGGGGAGCCUGUUGGGGGCGCUGCCGCCUCCAUAUCCAGAGAUUCAGAAUAUGAAGAGCUGGAGCGGGAGGAGGAGAUAGCGAAACUAUAUCAACUAGUUUAGACAUAAAUUAAUGAGAUGAUCUGCCAUUUGUUUUUUCUACACUGGGAUUUUCCUGCUCAUUCUGGACUCGUUUCAAACCCAUGACCACUAGAGUCAGACUUGGAGGAUGUCUCCACUUUACAAGGACAAACUCUUUAUUUAAUGCUGUGACAGCUACUCUUAUAUUCAGAUUAAUAGACAGUGGUUUGAAUCUUUUGAAAUGAGCAUAAAUAAACUAUGAUGAACAGAC